AUGGACAAGAUUGACCUCUGUAUUGGUCGUUUCUCUUAUAGCCAGAGAUUAAUUGGUCCUUUACCUCCCAAUCUUGGCAGUGUGAGCCAAUAUUAUUAUCCUCCCGCUCGUCUGUCAGCAAAGAUUCGACAAGAACUUGCUGAAUGUUUUAGCAAUUAUAUAGACGACGAAGAGUUGAAGAAGAUGAAGAAGGUGUUGUUUGCGAUGGUGCUGAGAGAAGAAGGUGCCAUCAGCCGAAUCAUAGAGUCUCUGGUGAGUCUUUUGGCUCAAAUGACAAAUCAAAUGGGACUCUUGCAUGAGGAGAAAGUGGAGGCCAUUUUAGAUGCAUUUCUGUCGCCUCUCUUCAAAACCAAUGGUGACUAUGAUCCUCAUCGCUUUGACAACAAACUCUUUUGCACCCCCACACCUUCUUGA
This is a messenger RNA of Gilbertella persicaria, 414 nucleotides long. RefSeq lists its product as uncharacterized. The record is from RefSeq and is a predicted model, not a curated record. Bases 1 to 414 code for a protein of 137 amino acids. The transcript has 2 exons. NCBI's taxonomy places the organism in Eukaryota, Fungi, Mucoromycota, Mucoromycetes, Mucorales, Choanephoraceae.